UGUAACCAAUAUGUUUCCUUUUACAACGUGAUUACUCUCAUUCCUCCCUUACAAAUAUCUCUUUCUCGUCACACGAACCACCCUUCAUGGUAUAUUUCUGCCACCCCAAUUCAGCUCUUCGAUCAAACAAUGAAGGAUACCUCUGCCGGGGACACCGUGGAGAACGCUGCUGGCGACGGCAUCAAGGCAUGGAGUUCUGGUAGCCACCUUUGGGUGAGAAGGGUGAUGCAUGUAACCAUGUUCCUUGCUGGGCUUGCUGUGUUGUGGAUGUUUCUCUAUAACUCAGCCUCUCCCUUUGAAUUCCCUACCUCCUCAGAUUACUUUAGUGCUGAGUCAUCAAAGGCUGAUUAUGAUCCAAAGCUAGAGAGUGUUCUGGCAAAUGCAUCUAUGAAGGAUAAGACAGUGAUAAUCACAAUUUUAAAUGAUGCAUGGGCAGAGCCAGGUUCCAUGUUUGACCUCUUUCUUGAGAGCUUUCGCCUAGGGAAUGAGACACAAUGGCUUUUAAAUCACUUGGUGGCAAUAACUUGGGACCAAAAGACAUAUGCUCGUUGCCUUGCUAUGCACAAACAUUGUUACCAACUUGGAACUAAAGGUGGCAAUUUCACAGGUGAAGUAUUUUUCAUGGCCCCAAACUACCUACAAAUGAUGUGGAGAAGAACUGAGUUCCUUGGUUCUGUCCUUGAGAUGGGAUACAACUUUGUGUUCACGGAUACUGAUAUAAUGUGGCUUAGAGAUCCCUUCAAAAUAUUUUACAAAGAUGCAGAUUUCCAAAUAGCAUGUGAUGUUUUCAAUGGCAAUUCCUCAGACUUAAACAACUUUCCAAAUGGAGGGUUUAAAUAUGUGAGAUCAAAUAACCGAACUAUUUGGUUCUAUAAGUUCUGGUUCUACUCUAGGAAUGUCUACCCCGGGCAUCAUGAGCAGUCUGUGCUCAACAAUAUCAAAAUGCACCCCUUAGUUUCCAGAAUGAAGCUGAAGAUGAGGCUCCUUAGCACUAGUUAUUUUGGAGGGUUUUGUCAGCUUGCAGAGGAUUUCAACAGGGUCUCAACAAUGCAUGCCAAUUGUUGUGUUGGUUUAGAAAGCAAAGUCAAUGAUCUUAAAAUUUUGCUUGAGGAUUGGAAGAAGUACAUGGCAAUGUCUGAAAAUGAGAAAAAACACUCACAUCCUUCUUGGAGCGUACCACAACUUUGCAGGACGUCCUUUCAACGUGCCAAAAAAAAGAAGCAGAUUACCAAAAGGAGGUUGUGACGGAUUGGACUUUGGUUGCAAGAGUUAAUUUUGAUGCAUGUAAGAGGUUGGAGAAUGAUCGACUCAGAUUUCGGAUGACAGCAAAAGAUUUGCGUUGUCAAACCGAUUCUUUUGCAACAGAAAUUAAAUGUGUAGAAUAGAAACUGUGUACACAUUAAAAUGCAGGAAAUUAAUGCAAUCGUGAAUUUCAAUGGCUGUUUUAA
This is a messenger RNA of Glycine soja, 1448 nucleotides long. RefSeq lists its product as uncharacterized. The transcript is spliced from 5 exons. The record is from RefSeq and is a predicted model, not a curated record. NCBI's taxonomy places the organism in Eukaryota, Viridiplantae, Streptophyta, Magnoliopsida, Fabales, Fabaceae. Bases 130 to 1245 code for a protein of 371 amino acids.